Molecule: messenger RNA, 987 nt
Organism: Gekko japonicus
Lineage: Eukaryota; Metazoa; Chordata; Lepidosauria; Squamata; Gekkonidae
Product: CMP-N-acetylneuraminate-beta-galactosamide-alpha-2,3-sialyltransferase 2-like
Exons: 6
Coding region: 1-987 (328 amino acids)
Molecular function (GO): beta-galactoside (CMP) alpha-2,3-sialyltransferase activity
Source: RefSeq, a predicted model, not a curated record
AUGCUGUGUAGGAAAAAGCAGCGGGGCAUUGUGGUUCUGUGCCUUGUGGUUUCUGUUUGGAAGAUUUACAAGUCUGUGUACCUGGGACCUUCAUCUUCCUCAAACGGCAUUGGAGAAUGGUCAACAGUAGAAUCCUUUUUGGAGGGAAAGCCUUGCAGCUAUAACAGAUGCUUUAAUUUAAGCAACCCGGACUGGUUCUGUGAACACUACAAUGCCUCAGUAAACUGCCUGCUGAAUCCUAAAAACCCAAUGGUCCCCUCAGGAGUACAGCAGUGGUGGCUGAAACUACAAGGAUCACAGAAUGGGAGCCAACUCCGAGAGAUAAUAAAGAAUCUGUUUGACACCCUUUCAUCUCCCUCUGCUAAAGUUCAGGAUAUUGCCCACUGUGGAACAUGUUCUGUGGUAGGAAAUUCGGGGAAUCUGAGGGGCUCCAAAUAUGGUGAAAAGAUUGACUCUCACAAUUUUGUGCUGAGGAUGAACAAAGCACCCACUGCAGGCUUUGAGGAAGAUGUUGGUGCAAAAACCACACACCAUUUCAUGUAUCCAGAGAGUGCUGUCAACCUUCAUCCUGGAGUCCAUCUGGUGCUUGUCCCUUUCAAACCCUUGGAUUUAAAAUGGCUGGCCAGUGCUCUUUCCUCAGGAGAUAUUCAGCACACAUACAAAAGAGUGAAACAAUUCAUCAAAGCAGACAAAAGCAAGGUUCUAAUACUGAAUCCUGCCUUUCUGAAAUACAUCCAGGAAAAGUGGACCAAGAACCAUGGAAAAUAUCCUUCCACUGGAUUGAUUGCAUUGAUCUUUGCCAUCCACACUUGUACACGGGUCUCUGUGUUUGGUUUUGGAGCAGACAACAGUGGGAAUUGGCACCACUACUGGGAAGAGAACCGUGAUGCUGGAGCAUUCCACAAGACUGGGGUUCAUAAUGCCGUUUUUGAACAAAGGCUCAUUGAAAGACUAGCAACAGAAGGCAAAGUAUCCCUUUUCCGGUAG